Messenger RNA from Hydractinia symbiolongicarpus, 711 nucleotides. RefSeq lists its product as uncharacterized. The record is from RefSeq and is a predicted model, not a curated record. The coding region runs from base 1 to 420 and encodes 139 amino acids. The transcript is spliced from 3 exons. Lineage: Eukaryota; Metazoa; Cnidaria; Hydrozoa; Anthoathecata; Hydractiniidae.
AUGUCACCAGAAGUCAGACCAUUGAUACAACAUCAAAACACAACACCAACACAUACACCACCAAAUAGUUUAAAGAGGAAGCAUGUCAGUCCAGUAAGACAAACACCAUCUGGAUCACAGAAUGCAGGUGGAAGUUCUGGAAACGAUCCCUUUCCUAUGUCGACAGGAAAGUUUCAGAAGAGGGUAUUGUAUCUCCUAACCGAUAUCAGGAAUUUGUUGGGAAGACAAAAUGAAAAAGCAGCAGAGCCGGACACAGCUCAACCACAGGAGCCAUUUGAACUGCUAAAGAGUGUUCAAGAGCUAAUAGAGUUUGAGGAGACAUUAAAAGACAAGUCAAACUAUGAUAGAUUGCUAUCCCAGUUAUCAAGAGUUGGUGGCUCAAAAAUUCGCGAAAAUGUGAAAAAUGUUCUGUUAAAGUGAGUCAAAGCAUAAGUACCCCUUAGAGAAUUUAAAAUGUACUAACCUUUGUUGUGUAGUUUACAGUGGUAGUGGAAAAUCACUUUGUUGUGCCCACAUGCUUCGUUUCAUCUUCUCCAUAAAAAAAUCGUGCACGAGGUCCAAGAAUUAUUUAAUUGAAUGAAUAGUUUACGGAAUGCGGCCCCGCAGCCUAAUGGACUCGCAACUAUAUAUUAAAUGCGCUUACGAUGUCGAUUGUUUUACUUUUAUUCCACUUUCAUUAUAGAAUCAUGAAUAAUGAAGUAAUGUCGGCAC